Messenger RNA from Hibiscus syriacus, 633 nucleotides. RefSeq names its product serine/threonine-protein kinase 24-like. Gene Ontology annotation, molecular function: protein kinase activity; ATP binding. The record is from RefSeq and is a predicted model, not a curated record. Bases 1 to 633 code for a protein of 210 amino acids. Gene Ontology annotation, biological process: protein phosphorylation. The transcript has 8 exons. NCBI's taxonomy places the organism in Eukaryota, Viridiplantae, Streptophyta, Magnoliopsida, Malvales, Malvaceae.
AUGCCCAGAGUUUCCCUGGGUCCUGGCUGUUUCUUAUGGUCGUGUUGUUUUGCAUUUUGCGGCGAGGAUGAAAUUGAGGACAUCCAGAAUGAAAUUUCUGUUUUGUCACAAUGCCGCUGUCCAUACAUCACAGAGUAUUAUGGCUCCUAUCUUCACCAAACUAAACUGUCGAUAAUAAUGGAAUACAUGGCUGGUGGUUCAGUUGCUGACCUACUCCAACCUGGUCAUCCACUAGAUGAAAUGUCCAUUGCCAGUAUCACAAGGGAUUUGCUGCAUGCAAUUGAAUACCUACAUAAUGAAGGAAAGAUUCACAGAGAUAUCAAAGCGGCAAACAUUUUAUUGGCUGAGAAUGGUGAUGUUAAGGUUGCAGAUUUUGGUGUUUCAGCACAACUAACAUGGGCGAUGUCACGGAGAAAGACUCUUGUAGGAACACCAUUCUGGAUGGCACCAGAAGUGGUUCAGAAUUCAGAUGGAUACAAUGAAAAGGCAGAUAUAUGGUCUUUGGGAAUAACUGUGAUUGGAAUGGCCAAAGGAGAACCUCCAUUGGCGGACCUUCACCCUAUGAAAGUUCUUUUUAUAAUACCCCGAGAAAAUCCACCUCAGGUAAUAUCAGUAGUUUUGUUAUCACGGUGA